GCAUGAGUUUCAGUAUCGGCAGCAUGAAGGUCUCUCAAGAGUGCCGGGCGGGAUGAUGAACUCGCAGGCCGAGGUCGGGUCGGACCCGCACCAGACGAAGCGCGAGACGGCACAGAUCUUGGCUACCGGGAACCGGAUGCUGUUCUUACGCAACUACAUAUCACAGGUUGCCCCAUGGCUCGACAUGUUUGACAGCGACCGCGCCUUUGGCCUACAGCUGCCCGCCCUCGCCCGCACAGCGCCGGCCUUGCUAUAUGCCAUCCUCGGCAUCUCGGCCCGCCAGAUGGAGCGCAAAGAGAACAAGAAGAAUGCAUUUGAGAGCCUCGAGCUCUACCAGGAAGCCAUCCGGCUGCUGGCGCCUUUACUUCUCGACAGAGACCUCAUCAUCAUUCCCGUCUGUGUCAUCCUCUGCUGCCUCGAGAUGAUGUCUGCCAGUGCUCAGGACUGGCGCCGGCAUCUCGAAGGCUGCGCCGCGCUCUUUAGUAACUUUGGUGUCCACGGCUUCAGCGGUGGCCUGCUGCAAGCCGUAUUUUGGUGUUAUGCUCGGAUGGGUAAGCUGCGCUUGCCACCAGUAUCUUUUCAACGCCCUCGUGUCGUCCCCCCAACUAACUCGGCACUCCUACCAGACCUUUGCGGGGCCUUGAUAUCAGAUGGACUAGAGAGCACACUGGUACCUCCAUCAAAAUGGCUGCCGCCAGGAAGUGAUAUGCGCGAGGCACGACAACUGUAUCUGAGCUGCAACCACCCAGACAUGUAUGCCAACUAUUCAGUAUGGCUCUCCUCUCGUGUAUGCGAGCUAGUAUCUGAGAGAACUCGACACCGGGAGCUGGGUGAGCCAAAUGGCUGCACAGGGCAAUAUUUCACCGACCGAUGGAUCACGCUGUGGCAGGAGCUGCAGGCGUGGAUCAACGACAGCCCCCCAGAGUUUCACGCCAUCAGAGCGGUCGAGUCUAAGCCGUUCCCACAGACUUUGUACCCACACUGGGCUGCAAUAUCAUCGACACAGCUUCACCAUACAAGCUGCGUGCUUCUCUUGGGCAUCAUACCUAAGCCUAUCAACCCGGCGCUCACGCCCAACCCGAUUGGCUCGGUCGUCUGGCACGCGAAGAAGAUCUGCGGCAUCUCGCUCGCGAACUCCCAUCAGGGCUGCCUCAACAACGCAAUCCAGCCCAUCUGGCUUGCGGGCAGAUUGCUAAGUCACCGCUCAGAGCACGACCUUAUUGUCAAGCUCAUAUGGAGUAUCGAGAGCAUGACUGGGUGGGGUACGUGCUGGAGAAUCAGUGACCUCGAGGCGGCAUGGGGAUACAAGGUACGCAGGAUGUGAUGAUAGUCACUUCCAGGAUGAUCUCGGAAGCCCUUCAACUUCCCCACUCGGCUUGCAGGAUGGUCUCGUAGCGGGACACGUCCCACUUCGUCAGAGAACCAAUGCGCCUUAGUCCGUUUAAAAUCGUCCUGUGUUGGUCCUCG
Microdochium trichocladiopsis is the source of this 1467-nucleotide messenger RNA. RefSeq lists its product as uncharacterized. Gene Ontology annotation, molecular function: transcription cis-regulatory region binding; DNA-binding transcription factor activity. Gene Ontology annotation, cellular component: nucleus. NCBI's taxonomy places the organism in Eukaryota, Fungi, Ascomycota, Sordariomycetes, Xylariales, Microdochiaceae. The record is from RefSeq and is a predicted model, not a curated record. The transcript is spliced from 2 exons. Gene Ontology annotation, biological process: positive regulation of transcription by RNA polymerase II. The coding region runs from base 53 to 1324 and encodes 423 amino acids.